This is a messenger RNA of Rhincodon typus (whale shark), 8596 nucleotides long. It is a transcript of the gene tbc1d22b, whose product is annotated as TBC1 domain family, member 22B. The transcript is spliced from 13 exons. The record is from RefSeq and is a predicted model, not a curated record. NCBI's taxonomy places the organism in Eukaryota, Metazoa, Chordata, Chondrichthyes, Orectolobiformes, Rhincodontidae. Gene Ontology annotation, molecular function: GTPase activator activity. Bases 208 to 1731 code for a protein of 507 amino acids. Gene Ontology annotation, biological process: activation of GTPase activity.
AAUGAGAAGGCAGCGUCGGCUCCGGACGCCAACAUGGCGGCGUCGGCGGCAGUGGCAGUGCUUAGAAAUUGUCUGAGAUUUUAACCUUUCUGACUGGGGCGUGCCCGUUCCUCUGAACGGUAUUUAGUUUUCUUUCUAAAAGGAAAAAAAAACACCCGAAAAUUCUGUCAGCGCUCCUAUACUGUCAGGGGAAGGGAACGGGAGGUGAUGGCGAGCGACAGCAGGAGGCAGUUCUGGAAGCGGAACACCAAGGUUCCCGGAAGUAUACAACAAGUUUAUGGAGCACAACAUCCCCCAUUUGAUCCCCGUCUACACAAAAAUUUACUUAAAGAAGGUUCCAAGAUGUAUGCACAGUCAAAAUCAAAAAGAGCCUCCAGUUUCCAUGAGUUUGCGAAAAGCACCAGUGACGCUUGGGACAUUGGGGAUGACGAAGAAGAAGAGUUCAUGUCUUUUGCUUCCCAAAGCCUUAAUUCAAAAGUUGCAAUGGCAACAGCUGCUCAGGUCAUUCAGAACCACAAUAAAUUGAAGGAACCUCCUGGAGAGAAAAUGCAGCAAUCUGAAUCGUUCGAUGAGAUUAAAAGGAACGGCAAGGUGGUAAAAUCGAACAGUGAAGUACAACUGUCAGUGUCUUCGGGUGGCUCUUUAGGCAGAGUAACACUCCAAAAACAGCAGUCACUCCCUUCGCGGCCUGUUAUUCCAUUAGUGGCACGAAUUUCAGAUCAGAAUGCAUCUGGGGUACCGCCAAUGACAAUAAGAGAAAAGUCCCGUCAUGAAAAGUUCAAACAGCUUUUAAGCAGUGCAAACACAGAUUUAGAAGAAUUAAGAAAAUAUAGUUGGUCAGGAGUUCCAAGAGAAGUUCGUUCUGUGACAUGGAGACUUUUGUCGGGUUAUCUACCAGCAAAUAUGGAGAGAAGGGAAAUCACUUUACAGCGAAAGCGAGAAGAGUAUUUUGGGUUCAUUGAACAAUAUUAUGACUCUAGAAAUGAAGAACAUCACCAGGAUACCUAUCGACAGAUUCACAUUGACAUUCCCAGAACUAAUCCCUUGAUUCCCCUCUUUCAACAACCUUCUGUUCAAGAGAUCUUUGAGCGGAUUCUCUUCAUAUGGGCCAUUCGACAUCCAGCAAGUGGUUAUGUUCAAGGAAUUAAUGAUCUGGUGACUCCUUUCUUCGUAGUGUUCCUUUCAGAGCAUGUGGAAGAAGAUGUGGAAAAUUUUGAUGUAACAAACCUGUCGGAGACAGUACAGCGGAAUAUAGAAGCUGAUAGUUUCUGGUGUAUGAGCAAACUAUUGGAUGGCAUACAGGACAAUUACACUUUUGCUCAACCAGGGAUUCAGAAGAAAGUCAAAGCACUUGAAGAACUCAUCAGCCGAAUUGAUGAACAAGUGCACGUUCACUUCAGAAAAUAUGAAGUAGAGUACCUGCAGUUUGCAUUCCGGUGGAUGAAUAACUUGCUGAUGAGGGAGCUGCCUCUCAGAUGCACCAUCCGACUCUGGGAUACAUACCAGUCAGAGCCAGAUGGAUUUUCUCACUUUCACUUGUAUGUCUGUGCUGCUUUCCUCAUUAAAUGGAGAAAGGAAAUUUUGGAAGAAGACGACUUUCAAGGUCUACUGAUGUUGUUGCAGAACUUACCUACAAUCCACUGGGGUAAUGAAGAAGUUGGCCUUCUCCUAGCAGAAGCGUACAGGCUUAAGUACAUGUUUGCAGAUGCACCUAAUCACUACAGACGAUAAGUGGUUAGAAGAAAUGUUCAGAGCUGAAUUUAAACUCAUUUCAGUCUUUAAAGUCAGGUGGCUCUACUGACUGAGACAACAAAUGGUCCAACUACUUUGGAAGUAGUUUCUAAUUACUUGAAGCUUUUCUUAAGCUAUUAUUGUAAUAUACUAAAUUGAAAGUAGACUGAGAGCUCCCUCAGUUUGCUCUUCACAGAGCCUUGCUAAAUCUUUGAUACUAGGUUAUACAUAAUUCUUAGAAAAAGGAUUUAAAAGGAAUUAUAUCGUGUUUCUGUAUCAUAGUUACAAUGUAUGUGUCCUUAAUUUGAACUACUGUGAGCUUAUACUUAGGAAGUUGCAUAAGUGUUUGGAAUUAGUGUGCAUAAGAGAGACUGGUUAAAUUUUCCUCAUUUUUCAACACACCUGACAUCCAACUUCUUGUAGUAGAUGAUACAUUCACAAUAUUUUUAAUUGUGCCUCUUUUUUAAAAAAAAAUCCUCAAAUUUUAUUUUGGAGUUGCUGUGUAUUAUUUGAUGUAAACUUUAGCUGUUUUGGUGAGGUAUGUUCAUUUAAAAGUAUUUUAAUUUCUACAAAGUAUCUUUUUUUUAUAAGCAAUAAAAUGAUUCAUUUUUUAAUGUAGAAUUUGAGAAAUUUGGAAAAGUCUAACUAUCUUUAUAACUUUUUUAAAAGAUCUGUGUUAUGACCACUAAUGCUAUGUUAAAAGGCCAAUUACCAUUGCCAAUAAUAUAAAUUCCAAACUAAAGCCAUUCAAGAUUAAAAUAUGUUUCUCAGGUGCAGGUAUUUCUUUUUGGUUUGAGUGCCUUUCGAUUAAUUCUUUAUGUAAAGUUGAGAAAACAUUGUGAAACUUACGUUUGAAAUUGUUUUAGCAAGGGUUGAUGGCAUUUCUUCUAGCUCUUAAGAUGUCUCUUCUGAUUACUCAAAAGAUACCUUGGUAUGAGUUCUCGUGUUUAAGAAAUGAUUCAUAUAAUUAAAAUAUAGGAAUAUAUAUAUUUUUAAAUAUGUAUAAGACCUGAGAAGCAGAUUUUUCCAUUGAUGGCCAACAGUUAAAUGGUUAGGGUUACCCCCCCCCCCCCCCCCAACUCUAUUGGUUGAAGUUUUAAUAUUCCAUACAUGGUGCGUAGAAUUUAGAACUAUUAACCUGGCUGGGAAAGCAGCUUACCCUGCAUCCAGCAAUGACCAAUAUCAUUCCCAGAUUACCUGUUCUUUCCUAGCAUUCCCAAGUGAUAAGGAGAAAAUGUGAGAAAAGUAGAUCUGAGAUGUUGACCAGAUGCAAUCUAACAGAAUAACAGAAAAAUUGAGAGGGCCUGAACAGUUUAUUCUUAUUUCUAUAUGUUAGGGUAUCAAAAAAUAUAUAGAGAAAACAAAAUAAAGGAGUUGUGAUACACAUCAGCCAUGACCUUACAGAUAUGGCAAAAUAGACUUGAGAGGCUGAAUGGCAUGCUGCUUUUCUUUGUUCAGGAACCACGACUACUUACACUCAAUUGAUGAAAGCUUAUCACUUGCAGCUGAAGUAGUAUCAUUAUUCUCAGAGCCAGGCUGGUUACUAUCUACUGUGUGCCAUUUCCAACUAGUCAUGCACUCAAUAUCCUAAAUGCACAUUCUGAAGAAUCGUGCUUGGAACCUGAUCUAGUAAUUCCAAGAUUGAUAGUUUUUUCUUCUGUUAAACUCCUGGUCAACUUCACUGUGUAUAAUGUGUAAUCUUUGAUCAUUUUCAGUCAUGUCAGAAAAAAAUGGUAACUAUUGUUUGCUUCUACACUGAACUUGCAGCACCUUCUGUCAUUGGUUGGUGUGGUUCCUUAAAAGUUGUUAUGCAAAUACAUUGACAGUUUUUUAAAAAUUACAAAGAAAAUAUAAAUAAAUGAUGUAGGUUCAGUGGUCCACAAAUAGAUUUUUAUUAUGUUUAAAACUGUCAAUAAUUUCUUUUAUUUUGUUUUUAACUUAUUGUCUGAAAAAUCAGACUUGUUUUCAUUGUAUUUUCCUUUUUAUAUAAAGGGCAAAUUAUUGAAAACUACACUGCUGUAGUUUUUGGUAUGUCUGUGCCACUCUGGAAAUGUUGAAGAAUGUAAAUGGUAGCUUUUACAAUGAAUUACAAUCAAACCUCUGUUUUAACUUCCUGUGCUCCAAAAGGAAGAGUGAAUGUGCAAAUUAUUUUCUGGACAGUUAGGUAGGUGAAAAUGCACGGUUUAAUGUAUCAAUAUUCCUAACGCUUGGUUCUGCUUCUGUUUAUAAAGUGUCUUGCAAAUGGUUGCACCCUAAUCAAAGUCGAGCACAUGGGGAUCAAAGCACAAUUAUUUUCUUUAAGUCUAAAAGCUAGAAAGUAUAUUUUCCCCUUUGCGUAUAAUGUAGCUUCCCUUGCUACUUCUAGUUGCUGUUGAUCUUGGAGUUGAUUUACCACUAAAAGGAGGGCCAAGAUUGAAAGGCAUCAUAGAGCCAUACAGCACUGGAAUAGAUCCUUUGGUCCAGCUAGUUCAAAUUCCCAAGCUAAACUAGUCCCACUUGCCUACAUUUGGCCCAUAUCCCUCUAAAUGUUUCCCAUUCAUGUACUUAUCCAAAUGUCUUAGAAGUGUAACUGUACCUGCAUCCACCACUUCUUCCACACGUGAACAACUCUGUGUAAAAAAAAAAAAAAAAAAAAAAAAGUUGCCAGUCAUUGUAGUUUGUAAAACUUUCUCCUCUCACCUUAAAAAUAUGACCCCUAGUUUUGAACGCCCCCACCUUAGGGAAAAGACCUUUGCUAUUCACCUUAUCCAUGCCCCUCAUGAUUUUAUAAACCUCUUUAAGUCAUCCUUCAAUCUCCCACGCUCCAGUGAAAAAGGUCCCAUCCUGUUUUUAUAACUCAAACCCUCCUUUCGUGGCAACAUCCUGGUAAAUCCUUUCUGAACCCUCUCCAAUUUAGUAAUGUCCUUUCUAUAGCAGGGCAAGAGAAUUGCACGCAAUAUUUUGGAAGAGGCCUCACCGAUUCCUAAUCCUUAUACUCUAAGGUUUUGAGCAAUGAAGGCCAGCGUGCUAAACGCCCUCUUAAACAACCUGUCUACCUGUGAAGCAAAGUUCAAAGUAUUAUGUACCUAAACCCCUAGGUCUCUCAGUUCCACAACACUACUCAGGGCCCUACCAUUAAUUGUGUAAGUCCUGCCAUUGCUUGUUUUGCCAAAAUGCAGUUCCUUGCAUUUAUCCAAACUAAACUCCAUCUGCCACUCCUCAGCCCAUUAACUCAAUCCAUCAAGAUGUCUUCGUAAUCUUAGAUAAUCUUCUUCACUGUCGACUGUACUGCCAAUUUUGGUGUAAUCUGUAAAUUUACUAACCAUGUCUCCUAUAUUCUCAUCCAAAUUGUUUAUAUAAAUGACAAACAUAAGUGCACCCAGUACCAAUCCAUGUGGAACAAGGUUGGUGACAGGCCUCCUGUCCGAAAAGCAAGUCCACCACCACUCUCUGUCUCCUACAGUCAAGCCAAUUAUGUAUCCAAUUGGCAAGCUCACUCUGAAUCCCGUGUGAUCUAACUUUACCAUUUAGUCUGCCAUGCAGAACUUUGUCAAAGGCUUUACUAAAAUCAGUGUAAACAAUGUCUACCCAUUUGCCCUCAUCGGUCUUUUUGGUUACUUCCUCAAAAAACUCAAUCAAGUUUGUGAGACACAAUUUCGCUCACACAAAAUUAUACUGACUAUCCCUAAGCAGCCCUUGCUUCUCCAAAUGCAUGUAAAUCCUAACUUUCAGAGUCACCUCCAACAGCUUACCCUCCGCCAAUGUCAGACUCACAGGCCUAUAGUUCUCAGGCCUCUCCUUACAGCCAUUCUUAAACAAAGGCACAACAUUAGCCACCCUCCAGUUCUCUGGCAUCUCACCUGUGGUUAUAGAUUAUACAAAUAUUUCAACUAGGGUCCCUGCAAUUUCUUCACUUACUUGCCACAACAUCCUGGGAUACACAUGAUCAGGUCCCAGAGAUAUAUCCAUCUUUAUGUUUUCUACGACCUCCAGCACUUCCUCUUCUGUAAUGUGAACUGUUUUCAAAACAUCAAUAUUUGUUUCCCUGAGUUCUCUCACCUCUUUCUUUCUCAACAGUAAAAACUGGUGCAAAAUGUUCAAUUAAUAUCUCUCCCAUCACCUGAGGUUCAACACAUAGAAGACGCUGUUGAUCUUUAAGGGGCCCUGUUCUCUCCCCAGUUGCUCUUUUGCAGUUAAUGUAUUUGUAGACGAUCUUAAGAUUAUCCUAAACCUUAUCUGCCAACACUAUCUCAUGUCCCCUCUUUGCCCUCCUCAUUUCCCUCUUAAGAAUGCCCCUGCACUCUUUAUACUCUUCAAGAGACUCAUUUGAUCCCAGAAGUUGCUGGAAAAGCUCAGGAGGUCUGGCGGCACCUGUGAAGAAAAAUCCGAGUUAACAUUUCUGAGGAAGGGUCACUGGACCCGAAACUUUAACUCUGAUUUUUCUUCACGGAUGCUGCCAGACCAGCUGAACUUUUCCAACAACUUUUUGUUUUUGUUCCUGGUGUACAGCAUCCAUAGUUUUUUGUUUUGGUUUUCUUUUGAGCCCAGUUGUCUAUAUCUAGUAUGAUUCUUUCCUAUUCUUGACUAGAACCUCAAUAUCUUUGUUCGUCCAUUUUUCCCUACUCUUACCAGCCUUACUCUUUACACUUUCUGAACUCACAUUUUUGAAAGCCUCCCACUUGUCAGUCGUCCCUUUACCUGUGAACAGUCUACUCCAGUCAACAUUUGAAAGUUCUUGUCUAAUUCCAUUAAAAUUUGCCUUACUCCAAUUAAGAACUUUAACUUUUAUGGAAAGCUUAUCCUUUUCCAUAACUAUUUUAAAGCUAAUAGAAUUAAGAUCGCUAGUGCUCCCCCACUAACACUUCAGUUGCUUCCCCUGCCCAAUUUCCCAAGAGAAGGUCAAGUUUUACUCCUUAUCUAGUCGAUAUAUUUACAGAUUGAUAAAGAAAAUGUUCUUUAAAAACAUGUGACAAAUUCCUCACCAUCCAAACCUUUAACACCAUGGCAGUCCCAGUCAAUAUUUGGAAAUGUAAAAUCUCGUACUGUUACAUUGCUAUUAUUCUUGCAUGUAUCGAAGAUCUCUCUACAUAUUUGCACCUCAAUUUCCCUUUGACUAUUGGGGGUCUAUAGUACAAUCCCAUCAAUGUUAUCAUCCCUUUCUUAUUUCUGAUUUCUACCUAUAUAGUUUCACUGGACAAUCCCUCAGAAAUAUCCUGUCUAAUCACAGUAGUAAUGUUUUCCUUCAUCAAAAACGCCACUCCCACUCCUACGUUGCCUCCCUUUUUAUCCUUCUUAUAGCACCUAAAACCCUGAACAUUGACAUGCAAGUCCUGUCCUUGCCUCAGCCAAGUUUCUGUAAUAGUUAUGAUGUCCCAGCCCGAUGUGUCCAAACAUGCUCUGAGUUCAUCAGCUUUACCUGUAAGACACAUUGCAUUGAGAUAAUUGCAAUUUAAUUUUACAAAGUUACCUUUUUCUCUGACUUGCUCUGGUCUGCCUUUUCUAAUUAACUUGCUCUUUUCCAUCCUCAUCUGUCUUUCUAUUUUUACUGCUCCUUAGGAACCCACCCAUCCUCCCUCUCUACUAAUUUAAAGGGUCCCAAAAUCAAACUAGCAAAUCUUUCUGCCAGGAUAUUGGUCCCUUUCCAGUUCAGGUGAAGCCCGUUCCAUUGAUCAGCUCUUUUCUGCCCCAAAAGAGAUCCCAGUGAUUCAAAAAUCUGAAUCCUUGCACAUUGCACCAUCUCUUCAGCCACUGAUUUAUCUCUCCUAAGUUUUUAUUCCUACUGUCAUUAGAACAUGGCAGCAGGCGAUUACUACCUUUUUGAGGUUGUGCUUUUUCACCUUCUACCUAACCUCUUAUUUUCACUCUGAAAAGCUUUAUCCCUGUCCUUAACAAUGUUGUUCCUACCAAUGUGUACAGCAACUGGCUUCUCACUCUCCCCCUUGACAAUAUGCUUCAACUACUCUAAACUACCCUUUAUGGUUGAUUUACAUAACGUACUGACAAAAGUUGGGAACUGAUUGCUUGGCUAUGAUCUUAACAGAGGAAUGGUUUAUAACGCAAGGAAGCUUUAAGCACUUUUUUUAAAACUGGCAAAUGUGCACACUGGUAUAAUGAUGCAAAUGAUUUCACUCCCAUGUGAAUAAUAAGACUUAUUUGAUCAGAAUUACUAUCAUUUACAUGAUGCUUAACCACAUAUUGUUGGGUGAAGCUGGAAUCCUUAUCAGGAAGCAGAAGAAGCUAAGCUAUUUCAGCUAUUACAUACUGGAGAAAUACUAUUUACAUGAUGAAAAUGUGAUCAGAAGCAACGUGCAGUGAACUUGUGUGCCUUUACUGACUGUUCUGAACUGUACAGAUGCGGUAGUAUUUGGCCACAAUUGUGUGCCAUCUCACGUUGUAAAUAUUCAGACAAUGUCUUUGGCUCUGGAAUGCUUACAGCUAUGCCAUCUGAAACCAGAGAGAUGUUGCAUGGAUUUCAACAAUUUCUUUAGACCUUUAGAAUGCAAGUGAACAAUAUCUGUGACUCUCCACCUUCUCACUGUGUGAUGUUUUAACAUGAUAUGUACUGUCAAAGACAUGAUUUGUUGUCACUUCUUUGUGCAAUAAAUCCAAAAGAUACACACUUUCUGCAUUGUGCAGUAGCUGUUAUAGACUUGUUUUGCUGGUUACAUAAUACAAAAUAUUUCAUUAAAGUAGUUUAUUAAAGACUGGAACCAUGUGAGCUCUCAAAUACAUUUGUAGAGCAGUCAAGAAGUUAAUAUAUUAGCCCUUUGGAUGAUACUGUCUCUGAAAUAUGCCAAAUUAUUUUCAGACCAUGUUUUUACUUUAAAUGCUUCUGUAGACAGUGCUAAUAUGAGGCUUUGAAAAAUUAAAUUCCUGCUCCACAUCA